This is a messenger RNA of Cucurbita maxima (winter squash), 1412 nucleotides long. RefSeq names its product transcription factor TCP20-like. Gene Ontology annotation, molecular function: sequence-specific DNA binding; DNA-binding transcription factor activity. Bases 252 to 1355 code for a protein of 367 amino acids. NCBI's taxonomy places the organism in Eukaryota, Viridiplantae, Streptophyta, Magnoliopsida, Cucurbitales, Cucurbitaceae. The record is from RefSeq and is a predicted model, not a curated record. Gene Ontology annotation, cellular component: nucleus. The transcript has 3 exons.
UUUCACAUUUGGUCAAAAGCCCAAAACAGUAAGAAAAGUGGUAAGAAAGGACAGAUCAGAGGGAACCCAGAAAGCAAAAAAGAAAAGAAAACAGAGAUCAAAGACAAUUUUGACAAAUGGGACUUCAAUUUCUCUUUCAUUUCAUUCCAAAAACACUAUUUUUUUUGUGGUUCGACUCAGUUUUUGUAUAAAAUAAUUCAUUCUUUUUGUGCCCUUCUUCUUCUUCUUCUUCUUCUUCUUCUUCUUCUUCCAUGGAUCCUAAAACUUCAUCAUCAACAAAGCAGCCCCAAGAACUGGUACCAAACUUUUUGAACUUCCCACAAGAACACCAACAAGAACAAUCGAUCAUGGGGGAAAACAAACCACCGGAAAUCAAAGAAGAAGGUAAGAAACAAUUAGCUCCAAAACGAAGCUCCAACAAAGACCGUCACACAAAAGUGGAAGGACGUGGCCGGAGAAUCCGUAUGCCGGCACUUUGUGCGGCGAGGAUUUUUCAAUUAACGAGGGAAUUGGGUCAUAAAUCCGACGGCGAAACCAUCCAGUGGUUGCUACAGCAAGCGGAGCCAUCGAUAAUCGCCGCCACUGGAACUGGAACGAUCCCAGCUUCUGCUUUAGCAGCAGUGGCGGGUUCCGUUUCGCAACAAGGGGUUUCUCUCUCCGCCGGAUUACAACAAAAAUUGGAGGAAUUAGGCGGUGGCGGGUCCAGUAGGGCCAGUUGGGGGAAUUUGGGACGACCCCAUUUGGCUGCUGCUGCCGCCGCCGCCGCCGCCGCCGCCGCCACAGCCACAGCGGUUUGGCCCUCCUCUGUCAGUGGGUUUGGGUUUCAGUCAUCAACUACAGCUGGUGUUGCUCAAUCAGCCACUAAUUUAGCUAAUGAAACUUCAAAUUACUUUCAUAAACUUGGUUUCCCAGCCUUUGACUUACCCCCCACCAACAUGGGUCCUAUGAGUUUCACCUCCAUUCUAGGUGCAAACGCUCAACAGCUACCUGGUUUAGAGCUUGGAUUGAGCCAAGAUCCCCAUAUUGGGGCUAUCAAUCCACAAGCAUUGAACCAGUUUUACCAACAAAUGGGCCAAGCUAGAGUUCAUCACCAUCAUCAACAACACCAGCAACCUCCUGCUAAAGAUGAUUCACAAGAUUCAGGAGAGAGAGAGAGAGAGAGAGAGAUCUUUACCUGGUUUGCACCUCCUCCCCCUGUGAAUGGCAAUCUUUCAAGCUCUUCUUCACAUGCCAGGUGUGAUUAUCUGCAACUUAGAGCAGCUUGGCUUGAGCUUAACUUCAUUUUUCUGUUUGUUUCUCUAUUCAAAAGGCGUGUUGAUCAUGUAAGGCAAUUUUACUUCUUUUCUAGUUCUUGAUGGAAUGAUGAACAAUUUGUUUGUGAAUUUUAAGGUAUAAUUUUUUCUUGUCCCCAA